Molecule: messenger RNA, 1757 nt
Organism: Zychaea mexicana
Lineage: Eukaryota; Fungi; Mucoromycota; Mucoromycetes; Mucorales; Lichtheimiaceae
Product: WD40-repeat-containing domain protein
Exons: 8
Coding region: 81-1691 (536 amino acids)
Biological process (GO): mRNA splicing, via spliceosome
Cellular component (GO): precatalytic spliceosome
Molecular function (GO): protein binding
Source: RefSeq, a predicted model, not a curated record
AGUCAGUGAGUUUCCUUUUUAGCUGGUGCAGUCAGCCAGCCUUCCCUUUUCUUUAUUCAGCUAUCACUAUCACCACCCAAAUGUCAGACACGAUCGAAACCGACGAUGUGAUUCGUCUGAUCCUACAGUUCUUGCGCGAGAAUAAUCUGGAUCGGACACUCGGAGCGUUACAUACUGAAUCGUCCGUUACAUUCAAUACAGUCGACAACAAGGAAUCAUUCCUACAGGAUAUUGAACAGGGUCGCUGGGAUGUGGUCUUACGUCAAGUUCAGAACAUGAAAAUUCCACCCAAGUACCUAUACGAUCUUUAUGAACAAAUGAUUACCGAGCUCGUCGAGUUGAAUGAACAAAGCACAGCUAAGGUAUUACUUCGAAGGUCAGAGCCUAUGGCUUCUUUAAGAGAGAACCAAGUGGAUCGUUAUGCAAAAUUGGAAGAGCUAGUGGCGCGACCAAAAUUUGACGCAAAGCUUGCAUAUCCAGAUGGCGCAACAAAAGAGGGCAGACGAAAAGCAGCUGCUAAAGGUUUGGGUGAUCAGAUCACUGUGGUACCGCCAUCCCGUUUACUCGCGUUGCUAGGCCAAUGCCUCAAGUGGCAGCAACAUCAGGGUAUCCUGGCACCAGAUAAUGCAUAUGACCUGUUCCGUGGUGUAGUCCCUGAACAAAAGGCGGAGGAUGACUCUGUGGCGAACCAGCUAUACAGCACGAUUAAAUUCCCUGGCAAAAAAGCCUACGCAGAAACCGCUGUGUUCGCACCGAACGGCCAAUAUCUUGCCACUGGCACAAUUGACGGAUUCAUUGAAAUAUGGAAUUACGCUACUGGAAAAUUGAGAAAGGAUUUGAAAUAUCAAGCAGAGGAUCGAUUGAUGGCUAUGGAUAAUUCUGUUAUUUGCUUAAAUUUCAGCCGGGACAGUCAGCUUUUGGUAUCAGGGUCCAACGAUGGAAAAAUAGCUGUGUGGAAAGUGCAAACUGGAACUUGCCAACGUCGACUUUCCCCGGCACAUAGUCAAGGCGUCACUUCUGUAUGCUUCAACAAAGAUGGAUCUCAAGUAUUGAGUGGAAGUUAUGAUCAAACGGUCAAGAUCCAUGGCUUGCGAUCUGGGAAAACAUUAAAAGAGUUCCGAGGACAUUCAUCAUUUGUGAAUUCAGUCUUGUUUUCCAGCGAUAACUCACGAGUAUUGAGUGCUAGUAGCGACGGCACUGUAAAGGUCUGGGAUGCCAAAACAACCAGCUGCCUGCACACUAUCACUCCUCAAAUAAACGCCGAUAUCAGUAAGGUACCAUCGUCUUCAUCUUCAUCGUCAACAGCUCCAACUGUCGCGGCCGCUGGUGCCCUUGCAAACCACACGGUGCAGGUCAUCGUACCAUUGCCCAAGAAUAUCGAUCAAGUACUCGUAUGUACAAAAAGCAACACUCUAUAUAUGAUGACGAUGCGUGGACAGAUUGUCAAGACAUAUUCGCACCAAAAGGAAACCGGAUCGGAUUUCGUAUCAGCAACUGUAUCCCCACAGUGCGAACUGGUUUAUGGUAUCGGUGAGGAUUCGGUCUUAUACUGUUUCCAGGCAGCUACCGGAAAACUCAUCAAUGAGACCAAAAUUUGCAAUUAUGAGGCAGUGGGCUUGGUGAGUCACCCACGUGCCAAUGUUAUUGUAUCUCAUGAUGAUCAUGGCCAUGUAUAUUUCCUUAAAGCAUAAUAGCAUAAUAAUGCGUAACUUUUUUUUCAAGUGUACAAACGUCAUAAAAGUAAAAUGAGUAUUCAC